AUGCCUACAGCACGCUGGCGUGCCUGCCGAUCAAAGAAGCAGGGAGAGAUGAUCCUCGGGGCAGUGUCGUACUUGGACUGCCUCGUGUUCUGUAUCUUCUUGGCGCCGCAGCUGCUAUGGCAAGUCGGUUUUUUCGAGACGCUGUCGUGUGUCUUGCAGACGCUGCCAUUUCUGAUGAUAAAACUGCCUCUGGCCCUUAUUCGUGAGAGGUAUAUAAUCGGCCGAGAGAAGCGAUCUGCCUUUGUGCAGAGGGCAUCGCCGUUUGAGGACCUGGUCGUCCGUUGUGUGCGGUAUGCCUUUGCGAACAUUCCACCUAGAAUCGGACGGGUAUUCUUCGUCAAGGAGGUCGCGCUGCCAUUUCUCUGGUUUCGGUGGCUUCGUCAUGGGUAUCUUGGGUCUCCGAUAUUCUGGAGGGAGCAUCGCGAGUCGUCAUUUCGAGGCAUAUGGAUCAUCAAAGAUCCCACGAAUAAGCCGGAUGUGGUUCUAUAUUACGCUCAUGGAGGAGGGUUCUCCAUGGGCUCGGCGUACUUUUAUCUGGAGUAUCUCCUGACGUGGCUGUCAGUGCUGAGCUCGUCUGGAUACCGCAAUCCAGCCAUAUUUGCGCUAGAGUACACGCUGGUCCCGGAUGCCUCGUUUCCCGUACAGGUCGAUGAAGCAAUGAAAGCCUAUGAGCACGUGUUGACCGUGGCAGUGGAUCCCUCUACCGUCUGUGUUAGCGGAGAUUCCGCAGGCGCGACGCUCAUCUUGUGCUUGCUGCUUCGUCUCGGCGCCGACAACGUGAAUGGCCGUAGCGCAAUAGCCGACAGGCGUCAGCACCAACCCGCGAGGCCUGGGCUUGCUGUUCUCAUCUCGCCUUGGGUGACUCUCCUCUCGGAACGACACAGGAACACCGUAAGCGACUACCUCGACGUUCAACAACUCCAUCAAUAUGGAGAACUGUUCGCAGGGCGCAGAAUAUCCUCUAGCGAUCCAUCGGUAUCACCGGGUUGCUGUGAGGACACGGCCUGGUGGAAGCGGUCGUCUCCCUCUAGGGGGAUUUUCAUCCACUAUGGCACAGACGAGGUGCUGAAGUCGGAUAUUGAGAAGUUCGUUGGCGGCCUCCAGAAAGCCGGCAUCCUUAUUGAAGCCAAGGCUGAGCCCGGCGGCAUCCACGCAUGGCCAGUUGCCUCUCUGUUUCUUUGUAGCAGUCGUCAUGACCGGCUCGAAGGACUGGUGACUAUGACGAGAGAAAUUAGCCAACGCAUGCCAUCGGCGUAGACCAAAUGCUAGGGAACGUCUGAGGGAGUCAAUGCGUGUUCAGAUUAGAUCAAGUAAUUAUGCCAUCAUAGACAUGAGAGCGAAGAUGACCCCAGAGGCGGCGCUCGGUUUCUUCACGCUCCUGUGUUCUGCGUCUCUGGUUUUUGGUUGUGUUGCUCUUCAAAGUCAUCAUGACACGGAUACAGAUUUAGUUGAGCUUGGGGGGAAAUCGUUACCUUAGCUGCAUAACGAAGGGUUCGGGUCAGUGAACAUGGCAAAGUCUAUGUCGUUGCGAUUUCUCACUGGGAGUGGGUUCAUAACUU
This is a messenger RNA of Canariomyces notabilis, 1559 nucleotides long. Its product is annotated as alpha/beta-hydrolase. The record is from RefSeq and is a predicted model, not a curated record. The coding region runs from base 1 to 1257 and encodes 418 amino acids. Gene Ontology annotation, molecular function: lipase activity. Lineage: Eukaryota; Fungi; Ascomycota; Sordariomycetes; Sordariales; Chaetomiaceae. The transcript is spliced from 4 exons.